AUGGGUUGCCACCUUCGAGGCGCUGGUUAUCCACACGAAGUGACGCAGAACCGCCCCCGGUCGAUCAGAGGCAACGAGUCUGAGCGAUGCAUGUUCCCAAGACCUCCACAGCCACGCGCCAGCCCGUCAGCUUCUUCAAGCCCCUGGACUGCUCGAGGGGCCACACCACGACAGCCGCGAAGUGAGGAUGAAAGCGCCAAUGCUGUGCGGCCCCGACUGACGCGUUUCCAGCUGCACAUUGACGACGGGACACCAAGCCUUGACCUGUGCCUUACAACACCGGCCCCGGCUUACGAGAACGAGUGCCCCCAGGGUUCGGUCUGGGUGCCUUACAUGAAACGACGCGUGAAAUGCGAUGAAGCGAAACCUUUCUGCCAACGAUGCGUCAAGUGGCAGGGCUUCUGUGACGGCUAUGAUUCCUUUGCCCGUGCCGCGGCAGCAGCUGACGCCGCUCAGAAGGUGGCACCGGCAGUACAACGACUGAGAAGGCUAGCCCCGGCACCUGCACGUCUUGACAUCCGUAUACUCCUGGAGCCCACGGAAGUGCUGUUCAGAGACGAGCACGAGAAGCGGUUCUUCACGACGUGGCGCGACACUCGGAAGCUCAUCGGAGGCGGUCUCUUCGAGGAUGAUCUCUGGGAGAGGACGAUGCUGCAGCUGAGCCAUGAGUGGCCUGCGGUUCGCUACGCCAUCAUGAGUGUCGGCGCCAUCGGCAAGUCCCUUCACAAGGGGUUCGUGCCGACAACGCACCAGGAAAUGGCAGCCCACGGCCCCGAGUACGGACAGGCCCUGUCGUACUACGGUCGGGCGCUGAGCGACGUGCGGCGCGCCACGGCGGACCCGAGCUCGCUGAGGGCGACGGUCGUGUGCUGCCUGCUCUUCGUCUGCUUCGAGGUUCUGCACACGGACUGCCGAGCGGCGUACGCUCACCUUGACAAUGGACAGCUGCUGAUGCACGAGAUGACGAUGCGAGCCCGUUCGUCGGGCAUCAGGUCGAACAUUGUCGAGUCGGAAGCGCUGGAACGUGACUUUCUCCAGAUAUUCCAGCGCCUCAUCCACCAGACAUGGUCGUACGGGGUGAUCCGGCCGCCUCUGAUGGCACAGAUCGAGGCGCAGGCGGCUCCCAGGCAGCCACAGACCAUGUGGUGCUGUCGCGGUGGGCCCAAGAACCACCGCGUCAUCGAGAACAUGCCCGACUCGUUCGACGACUUUUCCGAGGCGCGACGGUGGUGGGAGGUGACGCAGCACGCGGCCACGCACACGUCUCACGUCGUCUUCCGCGUCAGCCACAACGGGCUGGGCUCGCUGUUCAGCGGAAACUCGGAGUCGAUCAAGACGGCCAUGGAGGAGGCCACGUACGGCCACAUGGCGACGGAAGACGACCUGUUCGGCAACAGACAUGGGCGAUCGCGGCACCACGUCGAGUCUGUCGAGCGCUGGUGGCUGGGGUUCAGACCGCUCUGGGAAGCCGUGCAGGCAGUCAAGGACCAGGACAAAGCGCGGUAUCUGCAGGGCGCGCACUUGCGGGUGCAAUACCUGAAUCUGUAUGCCAGCGUCAUGUCGCCUCUGGGAUGUGACUACCCAAGCGUCGUGGCCAUGACGCCGAUCUACCGUGAGAUUGUCAGUCUGUCCAGCGAGAUCCUGCCGCGGCAGCGAGACAUGUUUGGCGCUGUCACGCAGGGCGACAUCUUUUCGAUGGAUUCCGCCGUCACGUUCCCGCUCUUCCAGGCGAGCAUGCGCUGUCGAGACGCCAAUGUGCGCGAGGCAGCGAUACGACUGCUUCAAGAGAACCCCAGGCGUGAUGGCAUGUGGGACAGCCGCAUGUUCGAGGCGUUGGUGGUGCAGAACCGCACGCUCGAGGUGGAGAAUGCAACAGAGGGAAGCCUUGACGAGCAGUGGUCGAGGCUACAGCAGAGGAGGGCUCAUCUGGACGAGGAGGGGACGCUCAAGACCAUUGGGUUGUUGAAGGAUGUUGCGGCUGGCAAGUGGAGGCUGCAGCAGGAGGCUGUGGGGAGGUUUCUGUAUGACUAG
Molecule: messenger RNA, 2031 nt
Organism: Verticillium dahliae VdLs.17
Lineage: Eukaryota; Fungi; Ascomycota; Sordariomycetes; Glomerellales; Plectosphaerellaceae
Exons: 3
Coding region: 1-2031 (676 amino acids)
Biological process (GO): regulation of DNA-templated transcription
Molecular function (GO): zinc ion binding; DNA-binding transcription factor activity, RNA polymerase II-specific
Source: RefSeq, a predicted model, not a curated record